Candidula unifasciata is the source of this 1281-nucleotide messenger RNA. The record is from the annotation of a GenBank genome assembly. NCBI's taxonomy places the organism in Eukaryota, Metazoa, Mollusca, Gastropoda, Stylommatophora, Geomitridae.
AUGGCACAGUACAUCCAGGUAGUAGAAGAUGAAAGUGACGAGCCUGUCGAAAUCCCCAGUGAGUCGGACGGGACAUUGCUUCUAACGACUCUUGCAGCACAGUUCCCGGGCGCGUGUGGUCUCAAAUAUCGCAACCCAGACACUGGAGCUUUCCGCGGCAUUCGGCUUCUGGACGGCGUGCUUCAUCCCCCAGAUGGUGUCUGGGGCAAUUACCAGUAUCUGGCAGUAUUCCCCAAGGAGAACAAACGCAAGGGUGAGGAUGGCUAUGAUAAUCCAGUUGCCAAAACCAAGAGGUUAGACAGACAGAAGUGCUCAGACUUGAUUGUCCUAGGUCUGCCAUGGAAGAGUAAUGAAGAUGACCUGACCAAAUAUUUUCAGCAGUUUGGAGAUCUCGUCUUAGUACAGGUGAAGCGAGACAUUAAAACUGGACAGUCAAAAGGUUUUGGGUUCAUCCGCUUUGUCAACUAUGAGUCUCAGGUGAAGUGCUGUUCCCAGCGACACAUGAUUGACGGCAGAUGGUGUGAUGUGACGAUACCUAACUCUAAGGAGGGAAACAAUCAAAUGAUGAACCGCAAAGUUUUCAUUGGCCGCGUCACAGAAGACAUUAGCGCUGAAGAUUUACGCAACUAUUUCAACAAGUAUGGGGAGGUUGUGGACGUCUUCAUUCCCAAGCCAUACCGUGCAUUUGCCUUUGUCACCUUCGCUGAUGCCGAAACGGCCCAGUCUCUGUGUGGAGAGGACCACAUCAUCAAAGGUGCCAGCGUUCAUGUGAGCAGCGCGGCUCCAAAGUCGUUUGAUAAGGGAAUGGAGCGUAAAGGUUUUGCACAAGGUGGAGGAGGUGCUGGUGGGGGUGGUGGUGGAUACAGCCAAGGUGGAGGCUGGGGGCAGGGACGAGGGGCCCCUGGACCUGUCGGUGGCGGCGGCGGUGGUAAGAUAGCCAAUGGAUCUGAGCAGAUGGGGGGCAAUCUUGGCAUGAACCUACUCAACUCUGCUAUGCUUGCUGCAGCACAAGCCAUGCUUCAGAACCAGGGGGCCUGGGGAGGUAUGAACCAGGGCCCUGCUCCGGGAGGCACUGGGGGUAAUAUGGGGGGCGGGGAUCACCAGCCUCCCCCGGCCAUGGCCAGCCAAGGUGGGUUUAGUAGUAUGGGGGCAGGCACAGGUGGAGGGGGUAGCGGUGGAAAUUGGUGGGGCAAUGAGGCCAGUACCACAUCAGGUGGGCACUAUGGCGGCGGCGGCUGGGGUGGUUCCCAUGGUGGAAGGGGCAGCGCAGGCUGGAGUUAG